This is a messenger RNA of Musca vetustissima, 2016 nucleotides long. RefSeq lists its product as uncharacterized. The coding region runs from base 1 to 2016 and encodes 671 amino acids. The record is from RefSeq and is a predicted model, not a curated record. Lineage: Eukaryota; Metazoa; Arthropoda; Insecta; Diptera; Muscidae. The transcript has a single exon.
AUGUCGAAACUAAAAAAUCUAGCCCAAACGGAUUUAUCCAAAAUAAAUGCCUUUUCCUUGGACUCGCUGGCCACACAUCAAUCGGUCAAUGUUGAACACAAUCUCCGUUUGGUCAACCACUUGAUCGACAAUAUUUUCGAAGAUCGCAAGGGCAUUUGUGAUAUAUCCUCCUCACAAUGUUCAAGUUUGAAAAUACAACCAUCCGAAUAUAGUUAUGAUAAACGUCUGAAAUAUUGGAAAGCGGUACUUAGAGAUCGAGAAAAAUUAAAAUUGGAAAUUUACAGGAAAACCAAAAAAUCUCCUUACAAGGAUGUGGUACUUUGCAAUAAUCAUGCCACCACAAUCGAUGAUCGGGAUAAACAAACCAUUAAGAGAAUAUUUGAUUAUGCUGAACGUUUAGAUCCUGAGAGGUUAUGUACGAGGAAAAUCAACACUUUGCCCGCAAAAUGCGAACCGACCACAUGUCAAACUAUAAUGGAGAUUGAGGAAACUCUACCCAAAGCGGAAAGGGAGAAGACUACGAAAUUGGAAAUUUGUGGUUUACCCAAGGUAACAAGACAGGAGAUAUUGGGUAAGGAGGACUGUACCGAGAAGUAUCCGAGUAAGUGGUUGAGCUCCAAACAUUUGGAGAGACGAAUUGAGCAACAUCGUGAAAAUAUAGAACGUGUCGUAGAAUUUUAUCCGGAUAUUGAAAAUCUACAAAUUGUAGGUAAAGGCCUCAUAAAGUCGCCACAGGGUGGUUUACAACAUAAUUCCAAAAUUCAAUUAUUGCUGCCCGAGGCAAAAAUCUGUGAAAUAUCCUCCGAGUCCAAAGAGGAUUGUGAAGUUCUCAAUAGGCCAUGCCCUCAGGAAGAAGAACCAAUUCCGUCAAAACCCAUUGAAUAUGGUUUCAAAAUUAAUGACCAAAUUUAUAUUUUGGAGAAUUAUGACGGAAAACAAAACAAAUCUAUGGAGAUUGAAGUAAACUUCCACAGCCAUCCCUUUGAGGAGGAAGUGAAAAAGGUCUUGGUUAUGCAAAAUCUGGGCCAGAAGAUAUUAAAUUUUAAAUGGCUUCACUGUUGUUAUUACAAAAACAAUGCAGCCUUAUUGAAAUCCAUGGACAAUGAAUUUGUGUUCGACAAUCGCCCAUUUCGUCUGUGUCGGGGUGAAAUCAAGGAAAUUUCGGUUUUAUAUCGACCCCGCAAGGUGGCUUUAAUUAAAAGUAAAUGGCAAUUGAAAGUGGAUCCUGGAUUUUUCAAAACCAAAACGCAGGGUAUUAUUUUGAAACUCAGCGGCAACUGUGAACCCCAUGCGGAAUAUGUUAAGAAGCUUGAGGAGUUACAAUCGGACGUAAUUGGUAAAUCGAAUAUGAAAAUGAUGCGUAAAUUAACCCAUAUCCUUGGUGAUCUAUCGCCUGCUGCAGUACCUCCUUCCUACUACCCCUGCCCAUAUCAAAGACCGCUCACAGAAUUGGAAAUAUUUGAAAAUUUAAAUCCUGGUUAUAAAUGUGAGAGGUAUCAUGAUUUGGACACAAUGAAAGAGCUUUACAGCCGUGUUAAAAAGCCACGCGACAAAUUAUGGAACUUGAAAGUGGAGACCCUGAAGAACGCUGUUUGUAAUUUGGACGAUCGUGAAAAACGUGUUUUAUAUUUCAAUGAGCUAUCUUCUCUCUUAAUGGCGCUGCGGCGAGCAUCGCCUAAAAAUUCUGAAAUAGUAUACGAAACGCGAAGAACUCAAACCAGUUUACUGUGUGUCAGGGCUAUGAUCGGUAAAUUCAUUGAAGAAUGGGAAAAUCUCAGAGAUAGUUUGAAAGAUGGAUUUCUUAAGGCUUUGGAAAUUUCAAAUAAAAAUGGUUCGGGAGAUUCAAAUAACCGAUUGUCGACCUCAAGCAAUGAUGCCAUGAAAAUCGACUUUUUGGAAAAGCAGCUCAGGAAUUCAAAAUCAUUUUAUGACACCUUGUAUCUGCAAACAUAUUCUUUGCUGUGUAACUUUUUAGAGGACUUGGUAAAUGUCAUUGAAAGCUCCGAGAUUUAUUAA